Molecule: messenger RNA, 1546 nt
Organism: Suillus clintonianus
Lineage: Eukaryota; Fungi; Basidiomycota; Agaricomycetes; Boletales; Suillaceae
Product: WD40-repeat-containing domain protein
Exons: 7
Coding region: 50-1249 (399 amino acids)
Molecular function (GO): protein binding
Source: RefSeq, a predicted model, not a curated record
CUGCCAAUCUCUCCCACUGAGUGCCACCGUCUGAACUUAGAGUCCAGUUAUGUCGUUACUCGAGUCUCCUUCAUUUGAGACAAUAGCUUCAGCAAUAAAGUCCACUAGUCACCCGGAUGGAAGCUAUGUCCUUGCAUUGACAUCGUUGGGAGAUUACUAUGUUUCUUCUGCUUCUGCCCCGUCAAAUGCAAUUCAUCUUUUUGACAAGUCAUCCUUGCAACGCGUCCAGACCCUUAAAGGUCACGAAAUUGCUACCACGGCCUUGCGAACAGUAAGAGGCCUCGGGGGUUCCGAUCGGCAUAUGCUUCUAUCUGCUGGAAAGGAUGGCUGCGUAAUUGGCUGGGAUGAACGUUCUGGUGCUCCAAGCAUAAAAAUGACGACAUCUGGGAGAUCUCGUACCGUUUUGUCUUGUGAUGCUUCUCAUGAUGGCUUGACCGUCGCUGCUGGGACGGACCUACAGAAGGAGGACGCCUUUAUACUCUACUGGGACCCUCGAAAGCCAGCUGUACCAUUCCGUGUUCACGGCUCAACGCAUUCGGACGACAUUACUGCAGUGCACUUUCUGAAAAAUAGCCCGUCGCCAACGUCUGGACAGAUCCUGCUAUCCGCUUCCACUGAUGGCCUGGUUAGCACAUCGAAUUCUGCGGAAGAUGAUGAGGAUGAAGCAGUACUGAACGUUGGAAGUUGGGGUUGUAGCAUAUCUCAAGCAGGAUGGAUCCGCGGUUCGUCGACUAAUCGUGUCUGGGCUGCAAGCGAUAUGGAGACAUUCAGUUGCUGGUCAAAUGAGCUUGACAUGUUGCAGAACUGUGACAUUCGCCACCCAUCCGUUCAUAGUUAUGGGCGAACCUGGGUCACCGACUAUCUGAUAACGUGUCACAAUACAAACCGAUCUGACAGCAACCUCGCCGUAUUUGUUGGUUCGAACGAGGGUGAUGUGGCCCUCCUCUCAAGCUUAGAUGUGGCAGACUCAUCUGCGCCAUGGACAAUAAAUUCGGUAUGGGCCAAGGGCCACACUGGAGUGGUCCGUUCAGUCCUCUGGGAUGACAAUCAUGAAAUUCUCGUCACGGGAGGCGAGGAUUCAAAAAUAAAUACAUGGCGUUGCCCCAUUUCCGGAUAUUCUUCGGUCGAUAAGUCUGCGCGAGAUGAAAGUGCAAUGGAUAGUAUGGGCUCCGCUAUUUUCAAAAGAGAACGAGAUGACGACAUGGAUAUCAGCGAGAGCGAACCGGAUGGUAAAAAAAUAAAGCGGUGAUCGUGAACUUGAAAUAGUGGCGGAGCGGGGACUUGGUUGUCGUUGAAGCAGUGUCGAUCGGCUGUCAACCGAUUAACAAAGGCACAUGUGCCUACUGCUCGUAUCUGCCCCCUCAAAAAAAUAUGCGACCAUUUUCAGCCUAACUUACAAGACCUGAGAUGGCAUUCUCAGCAUUUGCUUACAUUAUGCGGCGUCCCUGCUCAGGGUCCCUGACGCAUGUCACAGCCAAUCAGUUUUUCGAUCGCUGCAAGUAUCGUACACUUCCAAAAUUCGCACAGCGAACUCCAUCAAGGUCCC